GAGAGAGCGCGGAGAGGCGCGCGAACCCCAGCGCCGUCCCCUAGCGCGAGCCGGGGACCCGCAGCUCCCAGCCCCCACGCGGCCGCCGCCCUCUGUUCGAUCGAUCGCUCGCGACCAGAAGCCGCGGGCCUGACAAGCGCCGGCAAGUUUGCUGCCGCCGGGGGCGCGGCUCCUCCGGUGUGUGUAUGUGUGUGUGUGCGCUACGAGUGUGCCUGUCACCGGCGGCCUCCUGGGGGCAGCAGCGGAAAGGAGGACAAGGAGAAAGAGGCAGUCUCGGCGCACCGUGGCCAAGGAGGCAGAGGCCCCUCGCGGCGCCGGCUCUGGGGACCUCAACUCCGCCCGGGCUGCGCCCAGGACGCAUUGUAACCGCGCAGCGGCCGCCCUCCCGGACUCGCUGCAGGAGGCGCUUCCCUGUGCCCGCUGAGCGCUAGCCACCGGCGGUGAAGGCUGCUGCAUCCCGAGCCCGGGGGAGACUUCCGAGCCCCGGUGCCGGCGCCUGGAGCAGGAAGGGAGGGUCGGGCGGCCGCCCUCCCCCCCGCGGGCCCAGACCCCACGCCCGGUGCGGGUGUCUGACAAUGGUGCGGAGCGCCGGCGCGAAUCCCGCGUCCGCCCAGCGAUCCUAGAGGAAGUGGCCGAGCUCCGGGUGGGUGGGGUGCGGUGGGGUGGACAGGGAGACGCCCCCCGCCGCUCGCUCGCAGGAGUUUGCAGCGAGCCGGGCCUCGCCGGCCCUGAACCCGCCGCGUCCCCGGCGAAUCACCGACGGCAGCUGGAUCUGGAGAGCAUGGUGCCAGCUCCCGGGUUAAUCUAGUGCUCGGCUCGCUCCUCUUCUCUUCCUCUUCGUCCUCCUCUCCCUCCUUACCUCCUCCGGGUCGGUGCCGCCUUAGGAUUCCCAGCUUGUGGAAGUACAACUCUCCCCACCCCUCACCCUCAGCUCGGAAACCUGGUUUGUAACCACUGAACAGAACUUGUCCAUUGAAAGCAAGCCCGGAACAGCUGGAUAAUGUCCACUCCGAGCAGAUUCAAAAAGGACAAAGAGAUCAUAGCCGAGUAUGAAAGUCAAGUCAAAGAAAUUCGAGCUCAACUAGUAGAACAGCAGAAAUGCCUGGAGCAGCAAACAGAGAUGCGAGUUCAACUUCUCCAGGACCUUCAAGAUUUCUUCCGGAAAAAAGCUGAAAUUGAGACUGAAUAUUCUCGGAACUUAGAGAAAUUAGCCGAAAGGUUCAUGGCAAAAACAAGAAGCACUAAGGAUCAUCAGCAGUACAAAAAAGACCAGAACUUGUUGUCUCCAGUGAAUUGUUGGUAUUUACUUCUGAACCAAGUAAGGAGAGAAAGCAAAGACCAUGCAACAUUGAGUGACAUCUAUCUGAACAAUGUGAUCAUGCGGUUCAUGCAGAUAAGUGAGGAUUCCACAAGAAUGUUUAAAAAGAGCAAAGAGAUUGCAUUCCAGCUUCAUGAGGACUUAAUGAAGGUUCUUAAUGAGCUUUAUACGGUGAUGAAAACAUACCAUAUGUACCACGCAGAGAGCAUUAGUGCAGAGAGCAAGUUGAAAGAGGCUGAGAAACAAGAAGAAAAGCAAAUUGGAAGAUCUGGUGAUACGGUCUUUCAUAUUAUACUAGAAGAGAGACAUCAGCGACGAAGCUCUGUAAAGAAAAUUGAAAAAAUGAAAGAAAAGAGACAAGCAAAGUAUUCGGAAAAUAAGCUAAAAUCAAUCAAGGCACGGAAUGAAUAUCUCCUAACCCUGGAAGCCACUAAUGCCUCAGUUUUCAAAUAUUAUAUUCAUGAUCUUUCAGAUUUAAUUGAUUGCUGUGAUCUUGGCUACCACGCAAGUCUGAACAGAGCCCUAAGAACUUAUCUUUCUGCGGAGUAUAACCUUGAAACUUCCAGGCACGAAGGCUUAGACAUUAUUGAAAAUGCAGUUGACAAUUUGGAGCCCAGAAGUGAUAAGCAGAGAUUCAUGGAGAUGUACCCUGCUGCGUUCUGUCCACCAAUGAAGUUUGAGUUUCAGUCUCACAUGGGUGAUGAGGUGUGUCAGGUCAGCGCUCAGCAGCCUGUCCAGGCAGAGCUCAUGCUCAGGUACCAGCAGCUGCAGUCUCGACUGACCACACUCAAAAUCGAGAAUGAGGAGGUUAAGAAAACAACUGAAGCCACCCUGCAAACAAUACAAGAUAUGGUAACCAUUGAGGAUUAUGAUGUUUCUGAAUGCUUCCAACAUAGUCGCUCCACAGAGUCUGUGAAGUCUACUGUUUCUGAAACCUACCUGAGUAAACCCAGCAUCGCAAAACGAAGAGCAAACCAGCAGGAGACUGAGCAGUUCUACUUCAUGAAACUCAGAGAAUAUUUGGAAGGUAGUAAUCUCAUCACAAAACUACAAGCCAAACAUGAUUUGUUGCAACGGACCCUUGGAGAAGGUCAUAGAGCUGAAUAUAUGACUACAAGGCCUCCAAAUGUUCCCCCUAAGCCCCAGAAACACAGGAAGUCCAGACCCCGCUCACAGUAUAAUGCUAAAUUGUUUAAUGGGGAUUUGGAAACAUUCGUCAAGGACUCAGGGCAGAUUAUCCCCCUCAUUGUGGAAAGCUGUAUUCGGUUCAUCAAUCUCUAUGGUCUUCAGCAUCAGGGAAUUUUCAGAGUGUCUGGCUCCCAGGUGGAAGUCAACGAUAUUAAAAAUUCAUUUGAGAGAGGAGAGAAUCCUUUGGCUGAUGACCAGAGUAACCAUGAUAUUAACUCAGUUGCUGGCGUUCUGAAGCUCUACUUCCGUGGGCUGGAAAAUCCCCUCUUUCCUAAGGAAAGAUUUAAUGAUCUGAUUUCUUGUAUCAGAAUAGAUAAUCUCUAUGAGAGGGCGCUUCACAUCCGCAAACUCCUCCUGACCUUGCCCAGAUCAGUCCUUAUUGUGAUGAGGUACCUCUUUGCCUUCCUCAAUCAUCUUUCACAAUACAGUGAUGAGAACAUGAUGGACCCUUAUAAUCUGGCCAUUUGUUUUGGCCCAACACUGAUGCCUAUCCCAGAUAUACAGGAUCAGGUGUCUUGCCAGGCCCAUGUGAAUGAAAUUGUCAAAACCAUCAUCAUUCAUCACGAGACUAUUUUCCCAGAUGCUAAAGAGCUGGAUGGCCCUGUUUAUGAGAAGUGUAUGGCUGGAGAUGACUACUGUGACAGCCCCUACAGUGAGCAUGGUACUCUGGAGGAAGUGGACCAGGAUGCUGGAACAGAACCCCAUACCAGUGAGGAUGAAUGUGAGCCAAUAGAAGCCAUAGCCAAGUUUGACUAUGUUGGGCGGUCUGCCAGAGAACUGUCCUUCAAGAAGGGUGCCUCCUUGCUGCUGUAUCACCGUGCCUCUGAUGACUGGUGGGAAGGGAGGCACAAUGGAAUCGAUGGGCUUGUGCCUCACCAGUACAUAGUGGUGCAGGAUAUGGAUGAUACAUUUUCAGACACCCUGAGCCAAAAAGCUGACAGUGAAGCCAGCAGUGGGCCAGUCACUGAAGACAAGUCUUCAUCCAAGGACAUGAACUCCCCAACUGACCGUCAUUCUGAUAGCUAUUUAGCCAGACAAAGAAAAAGAGGAGAGCCACCCCCUCCUGUAAGGCGUCCUGGCAGGACCAGUGAUGGCCAUUGCCCCCUUCACCCUCCACAUGCUCUCUCCAACUCCUCAAUUGACCUGGGGUCCCCAAACCUGUCCAGUCACCCCCGGGGCCUGCUGCAGAACCGUGGCCUCAAUAAUGAUAGUCCUGAGAGGCGGCGCCGGCCAGGCCAUGGCAGCCUGAGUAACAUCAGCCGACACGACUCCCUCAAGAAGAUCGAUAGCCCUCCUAUUCGAAGGUCCACGUCAUCGGGGCAGUAUACAAGCUUCAAUGACCACAAGCCACUGGAUCCAGAGACAAUUGCUCAGUCAGAGACAGAGGAAAAAAAGAAAAAACACAGCACCAAAACUUCACUCAAUGUGGUAAGGGCUGAGCUCAAAUCUGGGUCACACAUGGCAAAGCAGCACACUAUACAAGAUAUUGAAGAAACGAUGAACACUGCUUUGAAUGAACUCCGAGAACUGGAGAGACAGAGUACAGCAAAGCAUGCCCCUGAUGUGGUGCUGGAUACCUUGGAGCAAGUGAAAAAUUCUCCUGCCCCAGCCACCUCCAUGGAAUCACUCAGCCCCUUGCACAGUGUUGCCCUCAGGAGCUCAGAGCCUCAGAUUCGACGCAGCACUAGCUCCUCCAGCGACACAAUGAGUACUUUCAAGCCGAUGGUGGCACCCAGAAUGGGAGUGCAGUUAAAGCCCCCAGCCCUUCGGCCUAAACCUGCUGUUCUUCCAAAAACAAACCCUACCAUAGGACCUGCCCCACCAUCCCAAGGUCCAACAGACAAGUCUUGCACAAUGUAAAAACCAACUGAGCAAGGCCAUCCGAGGAGAUGAUUUAAAAAAAAAAAAAAGGAUUAAUGACAACAGUCAGUCAGUAAUCCAUAAAUUUCCUUAUUAUUGUACUUAUAAUAACUGGAGAUCUUUUGGCUUUUCUAUGUUUUUGAAUGUAAUGUCUGAGACUAGUUAAAUUAACAUGGGCAUUUGUAUUUUGUAAUUUCUUUUUUUAAUAACUGGACAUAAGUCAUUUUAAAGAGAAUAGAAACAUGUAGACUUACUUGAAAAAUCCAAUGCUGCACCAUUUGUAAAGAAAGCCACACCAAUUCUGCUCUCUACGUUGUGCACAGUGCUUCAGACUUUGUGUAGCCCAGGGGAGUUAGAAAUGUCUGGGUCAGAGCACAAGAAUGUGAGUUUCAGAUCUAGUUGAAAUAUAGUCGGCAUGUGGUCCUCGGGGUAACGGCUGAAAGGUGGUAACAGCACUGCUUGGUAGUUGACAGUGAACACCUCUGAUUGCAUGCAGAGGACAGGGUCCAGUUCAUAUUAAAGGCCUGCAGAUGCAACAGAGAGACCUUCAUCCCCUAACCUGAAUGAGUUAAGUGACUGCCUCUUUCAUGACAGUUGUUCCUCUGGGUCCAGGUUAAAGAUUCAGUAGAAGAGUGCAGAGCCUCUGCAGUUACUGCUUCAGCUGAAUGUGGGAAAGAAGGUCCUCCAAUGCUACCCAUGUGACUCCUCCCACAAGCCUGAUCAGGCCUUAGAAGAUUCCCAAGUUCACCCCCUGCAUUCACAAAAGACUAGGAUGGUCUAAUUUUAAAGACUGUCUGGUCACACUACUCUACAAUCUCCUUCAGAUCUACUAUUUAAAACCACACAGAGAAUGUUUCUAACUCCCCAAAGUCCCUGUCUUCUCCUCUGUGGAAAUGGAGAGAGCAAGCAGCAUGCCAGGCCUUGGUUCACUCGACCUUGUCUUCUAAAUGACUUUCAUGCCUCUGGACAUGUUACAGAGGUUUGAUGGCCUUGAAUUGAAUCCCCAGAUCUUCUCUCUGUCUCUGUGAGCCAACCUAGAACUAGCAAUGGUACUGGAGUAAGAACUGUUCCUGGCCAAGGUGGGAGGAUUUCCUCUUCAUUCCAGGAGGAUGUCCUCCCAAUUUUGCACCCUGAAACUAUGAUUUAUUCCCUUUCUUUCUUUCUUUCUUUUUCUUUCUUUCUUUCUUUCUUUCUUUCUUUCUUUCUUUCUUUCUUUCUUUCUUUCUUUCUUUCUUUCUUUGUUUCAUGUGAUCUCAACAUAAUUCACACUAACCAAGCUCCAUGAGGCUUUAGCCCAUAUUUAAAUGCUGUGUUUUCCAUCCGUCUUAAGAAGGUAGUUUUGAAUUCACUCUUUUUUCCUAAGGUGCAAAUCACCCUCUUCUAUCUGUAGGCAUAGACAUCACCUAUAAACUCACUAGCAUUGUGUUUACUCUGUCAUUGAACUUACUUGAUGGAGGAUGAAACAUUUUGUUUUUAAAAGAAUAGAUGGCCCAGAACUUUCCCCUCCAGACCACCCUUUAGUUUCCUUCUAAACUGGCACCCAGUGUGUGCUCAUUAAAGAACUUCACACUGGGGGCUUCAUCACCCCAUUUGGUGUACAUAUCUUGGAGGAAAGAGUGAGGAUCUGUACUAAAACCCAAGAUCAAUACUUUGAUCUCUACCUCAGUUUGACAGUCUAACCAUUCUGUUGCAAAGAGAGGUUAAAUGAAUGAAAUAUUGUUACCUUCCAAAGUCACACUGCUUGCUCUGUGGUUUGCUCACUGGCUAUUAGAUUGUUGAAAAAGUCAUGAUGCUCUUUUACAUAGAAAAACACAUCAUGACUUUUCUAACAACCCAGUAAUUAUUCAAGUGGAUUUAAUAAGGAAGUUUCAAAUGUCUGCAGGUAUAGAAAACCUUUGUAUUUACAGAAAAUCCUUUUGAGAGAGAGGUUCAGUGCAAUGUCUUAACCAAUCCCUUACCGUUUCUCUAGAACUUUAGCGGUCCUUUCACACUUUGAGGUACCAUUGGACUGUCAGAAUUUAGCAAUUAACAGCACUAAAACUUUUUAAAUAACUUUUCCCAGUUCCUAAACUCUCCUGAAUAGUCUCCAUAAGUUCAGCAGUAGAACAUAAGACUUGCAUGCAUUAGGCCCUGGGUCCCAUCCCUGGCAGCACAUCUGUCAGGGCAGUGCUCUGGCCUCCCAGCACCUCCUAUCAUGAAAUAAAUACUCUUUAAAGAAGUAAUAAUGCCUCCAGAUUCCACUUUGGUUUCUAAUUUUCCAACACUGGGUUAGGAAACAAACAAACAAAAUGAUGCUAAAGAUACAAUAAAAAGGAGUAAAAAAUGGCCAACUUUAGAAAUUAAAAUUUUAAAUGAUGCUUAAAACUAUUUUCCAAUAGCUUCUUUUCUAUAGUAGACAGAGUAUAGGAAAGAAAAAAGGAAAGAGUUGUAAAACAUUAAUCCCUCAAUAAAGAAAUUAAAAAAAAAGAAAAAGAGUAUCAUUAGUUGACAGAGGGUCACAAAGAUGGAUGUGUUUUGAAUUUAUUGAUUGAUUUUGGAGGGUGGGUCCUUUUACAAGCUUUAAAAUUAGCUCACUUCUCCCUGGUGAUCCUGCCCAGUGUCUCUCCUCUGUAGUGUUUACACCUGUGAAGUGACAGGGACUGCCUUUUCACCCACCAAAUCCGGACUCCACUGCCUUGAAUGGCAGAAGACAUGCUGCUGUAGCCCCUCAGAGCCUCGGCGGCUGUGCCUUCUUCCAGGAAACAGCUCCUAACAUUCACCCAUUACUCUCCCUCCUUAUCUGUCUCUAUCUUUUCUCCCUACACCCUUGUUCUCACCUUAAGGUUUUGUGUUUGUUUGUAUUUUGGUGUUCUUUCCAAUUCCCAGGGAAGGAUGUGACCUCAGAGUAAGGACUAAGGACUUAUCUUUUCUUAGAUUUCUUAGUAAAAGUCUUCAGAUUCCAAGAGUAACACAGAUGGCCACUUCACACAGGACCUAAAAUAGCACCUAGGAAACUCCUUAAAAGCUUCAGCAGCUGGGCAGGCAAAUGGAUGGUGUGCUUCUUUGCUGUGUGCAUGACCCAGGCUUGCAGGAAGCUUCAGUGCAGAGGUCUCUUUCUCUUUCUGCCUCUGUCUAAAAUAAAAUAAAGUUUCAGCAGCUGAAGUAUCAUCUGGCACAUGACCUUCUUUAUAGCCACAGCAUAGAGUGAGGAGGUGGGAAGGCACAACACGCAGCAAGAGAAGAAAGAAAAUGAAUCUUCCAGAUAUCAUGCCCUGAGUUUCAAGGUUCUAGUGUGCAGAGGUGAGUUGGGGUGGUUUUAAUGAAGGACAAAUGAUGUUUCUACAAAGAUCACCUAGCUCCACUUACACACACACACACACACACACACACACACACAAUUGUAUAUUUAUAACUUACCUAAAUGUAUGUUGAUGUCCCAUCCAUAGAACUCACUGAAGUAACUUGACCAAGUUGGCCUUUUGGUUUGGGUCUAGGGUGGUGGUAAAAGUGGACAGUUAGGACUGAGUGAAAGGUACUUAGUACACAUUUUUUGGUGAAUGUCCUGUAAAUUAUUUCAAUCUAUUAAAUGGCCCUUUAUAGAACUCGAUGGUCACAGGUUUGGUCUUGAUGCCAUCACUCAACAAUUCUGCAUGUUGUACACAAUUUAGUCUGACCUCGGUGCCCCUUGAGCCAUCAGAGAAUAAUUCACAGCAAGCCCUUCUGAUCUGCUGCAGUGAGCAAGAACAAUGGAUACAGAGCACCAAGGAUCAAACAUGUAUGUGUUUAGAAAAAAAAAAUUGUCUGUCUAUAGUUCUGCUGUUCCAAAAAUGUGUUUAUAAUUUAAGGAAAACAAAACAAACAAAGAAAAAAAAAAGGGUGAGGGUGGGGGAGUGGUCUUAGCACUUAGGAAUGACAUAAACCCUCUUGGGUCUACAUAGUGAAAAAACUUUAAAUCUGGUAAUUGUAGCCAUUGAAAUGCAGUAGUUAAGAAGUAUAUGGGUCUGUGGAGGGGCUUAGAAUACUGCAGACUGGGGGUGGCACUCCUCUAUUUCUCACCACAGUAGAGGCCAUCAACACAGGGAACAUUCUAAACUUGGGACUGAGCCUUGUUUUGACUUAGCCAUCAGAGAGGCUCUGAGCCAGGAGCAGCUUCCUAGCAAAGGCUCUACCUAUGUGUAAAUACAGUUCCUAACUGUAGACCAUCCCGAGCUGAAAACCAAACCUCCAGCUGGGCUGGGGUGUUAGACUAGGUGAAGGGCGACUUUGAUACAAUUUCAAAUCAGUAAAACAAAAAAUUAGGCUCUCACUUACCUUAAUAUACUUUCUUUUAAACAAAAUAGUUAUGUGGUAUAAUCAAGAUGGGUACUUGUAUCUUUAAAUUACGUAGGGAAUUUUGUAUGUUUAAAUAACUGUACUGGGUUCCAUAAUACUUAUCUUAGAAACUGUUUAGUAAAAGAAAAUAUAUAAACUGUGCAUUUGUGAAUGCCCCCCUUAGAGCAUUCAGCCGAGUUCAAUGUGUAGUGUGAUGGUUACUAUAGAUGUUUAAAAUAUAUUAAGUGGCUGUGUAACAGGAGAGACUGCUAUUUACCUGCGGAUUUAAGGGUAACUCCUGCCCACGUAAUUAAAUCAGUAUUGUCCUUUCCUGUCAGUUUGAUCAAUUGCAGUACUGGUAGCUUCCUGCUUGUGAUUGUUAGCUAAUUGUGUCAAUGUACAUCUGUAGUAUGUACAUGUGAAAGUGCCUUUCUAUUUUAGAGGAGUUUUAGCCUUGCUCUUGUCCUGUCUCCCCCGCCUCCCUCCACACCCCAAUUCCUACAGCCCGCCUGAAUAUAUUGAAACAUCUUCCACUACCAGCUUCUUCUCUACACUCACCUGCCUGUGCCUAGGUGCUCAGUAUUGUCUUAUCCCACGUCCUUGUCAGUCAUCAGACUGUCUCCUUUUCUUCCUUGUAGCUGUAACUGUGCCUUUCCAGCCCACUCCACAGUCUCCCCCCCCCCCCGUCAUGUUUCAGCCCACCCCUUCCUCUCACCUGAUGCUGACUGCCAUCAUGUUCACCUGUGCUCUGUACUGCCUCUUAUCAUGACAUUCCCUCAUCUUGGAGGUGAAAAUAAAAGGGGAUGCUUUUACAGUUCUGGAAGAAGAAAAACAAAGUUUUGUUAAUCUGUUGUGACAAUGCACUUUUAUGUAUAGUACUGUACAUUUUGGCAUGUACCAUUUCAGGCUUCAGUAUACAGUCAGGUCUGUUCUUCAUGGUGUAUCUUUAUAAUAAAUAAGAUAGUUCUGGCUGCC
Erinaceus europaeus (western European hedgehog) is the source of this 9631-nucleotide messenger RNA. It is a transcript of the gene SRGAP1, whose product is annotated as SLIT-ROBO Rho GTPase activating protein 1. Bases 1001 to 4366 code for a protein of 1121 amino acids. Gene Ontology annotation, molecular function: protein binding; GTPase activator activity. NCBI's taxonomy places the organism in Eukaryota, Metazoa, Chordata, Mammalia, Eulipotyphla, Erinaceidae. The record is from RefSeq and is a predicted model, not a curated record. The transcript has 23 exons. Gene Ontology annotation, biological process: signal transduction; negative regulation of cell migration. Gene Ontology annotation, cellular component: cytoplasm.